Molecule: messenger RNA, 1299 nt
Organism: Tachysurus fulvidraco (yellow catfish)
Lineage: Eukaryota; Metazoa; Chordata; Actinopteri; Siluriformes; Bagridae
Product: CD209 antigen-like protein E
Exons: 9
Coding region: 75-950 (291 amino acids)
Source: RefSeq, a predicted model, not a curated record
GCUUAACCUGAGAUCACACUUGCAAGCAGAAGUCACUCAUUUCAUGUGUUGUGAAGUAAUAGCGAGGUUCAGAAAUGCAAGACGUCUAUGAAGAUAUGAGUUUAAAUAUCUGCAAAAUUGACAGUAUUGAAAACUAUCACUCUCCAACAGACACAGAGGAUGAUAUUUAUGUGAAUACAGAAGACUGUCGCGCAGAGCUGAAAAAUUCAGGAUCACAAGCAGUGGAUGAUGACUAUGUGAACACACAGCAGCUGCAUCCGAAGACUAAACAAAGCACAGCUUCAUCUAGUUACAACAUCAUCAUAUCUGCUCUUGGUCUUCUGCUGCUUGGAGCUUUAGCAUCACUCUGUGCUGUAGGGAUCUUGUAUCACAAUAAAGUUGUUUCCACUGAGAUGUUAAGUGAAAGACACGAGAACACUACAGCGAAACUGAUGGUGCUACAAUACAAAGCUACUGAGACAGAGAAACUGAUUGGGAUGCUGAAGGCAAAAUACCAGCAAGCUCAUGAACGUCUGUCUGCAUGCAAUGCAAAACAAACCUGUACACUUUGUGAGGAAGGAUGGAAGUCUCUUGGUUUAAAGUGUUACUACUUCUCCACUCAUAAACUGAACUGGACACAGAGUCGAGAUUACUGUGUGGAGAAAGGAGGUCACCUGGUGAUUAUAACCAGCCAAACUGAACAGGACUUUUUAUUCUCAAAAAUUGGAGAAACACACUGGAUUGGCUUGAAUGACUUGGAGACUGAGGGUCAGUGGAUGUGGGUGAACAACCAGCCCUUAAAGGAGACUGGUGUAACGUUCUGGUUAAGUGCUCCAAAACAGCCUGAUAACUGGAAAGCCAAGGACCCUUCUGGAGAGAAUUGUGCUGCUCUAGGGGAUGAAUAUGGUAACAUACAUAAAUGGUUUGAUGCUUCUUGUAGUACAAUCAAAAAGUACAUCUGUGAAAAGUAAAAUACAUUUCUCUUAAAUUUGAGUCUGCAAAUAUUUGUUUUUAUGAAUGGAGAACAAUUCUUGGUUGUUGACUAUAAAUAUUUGAUAUUGAAAAACAGCUAACAUGAAGUUUACCUACUUACUGCAUAUACAUAUCUCACAAUUUAUAUAAAAAAUAUUUUUCAGACUCCAUAAAGUUUCACUUUUCUGCCACAUUGUAAAAUGUUGUAUUUUUUAGCUUGUCUUAACCACUAGAACAUCAGACGAUCAUAUGUGUGAAAUCUUUUAAAUUAUUGUACUGUAAGGAUGAACAUGUGUCUAUUUUAUGAAUGAAGUGUGUCCAGAUUAUGUUUGCUGAAACUAGAUGUAA